This is a messenger RNA of Penicillium cosmopolitanum, 1191 nucleotides long. Its product is annotated as fungal specific transcription factor domain-containing protein. The transcript is spliced from 4 exons. Lineage: Eukaryota; Fungi; Ascomycota; Eurotiomycetes; Eurotiales; Aspergillaceae. Bases 1 to 1191 code for a protein of 396 amino acids. The record is from RefSeq and is a predicted model, not a curated record.
AUGGAAUCCCCAACCCCACCUGCCGAUAAGCCGGAUGUCCAGAAGCGAAAACAUUCCCGUGCAGCCGCGAGCUACCCCCGGAAGCGAGCUACUCAAGCAUGUCAGACUUGUCGUCUUAAGCGGACGAAAUUCGAUUCGGCGAGCCUGGCUAUUCUGAAACGGAUUGAUGACCUGGAAGCACUGAUCCAGACCAAGGCAAACGAUCCACCUCCCGUGGCUCUGCCCAAUGUUCUUUGCUCUUCGUCGUCUAGCAGUCCCAAUGACAUUUGGGCAUCUGGGUUGGAGCAGCAGACACAAUUGGAGCCAUGUUUCAUCAACAUUGAGGAGGUCCUGAAAUGGCCUGUCUUCGAUGACCAUGAAUUUGACCCGCGACUCUAUCUACUAUCCCCAUCCGAUGAGAGCACCGUACAGCCGAACCUACAAACUUCCGUUGACCUUGACCUCCGUGUGGCCGACCAUCUCGUGCGGAGCUUUUUCGAUAAUGUGCAUAUCUUUAAUCCCACGCUGAAAGAGGAAGACAUCAACGAAUAUGUUAGGUCUGUACAAUUGAAUGGCAUCGGGUGGGACGCAAUGUCUUGUUUGUUGCUUCUCAUUUAUGCCAAUGGCUCGAUCACAACGUCAUUUGUAAGGAAUGGACAAGGCGUAGAUUCCACUCUGUUCCGCCAGUCAAAGGAGUUUCUCCAGGGUGAAGCGUAUUUUCUUGCCGCGCAGAAACGAAUGGGCAUGUUGCUCUGCAGGGGUGGCGUAAUAGAGGUACAAUGCUUCUUCCUAGCUGGCGUAUAUUUAAUGACAACGUUGCGGUCAGUAGAGGCAUGGAGAAUGUUUGUGCAAGCACUUGCAUGCUGCGAGGGCUUCUCCAUCCUUCGCACGAACGACUGCCAUGAAGCUGCGUGGGAAACAAAGCAGAGAGUAUACUGGACCUGCCUGAAGUCUGAGCUCGAGCUACGACUGGAAUUGAACCUUUACCAAAAGAAUUUCCUGGGUCUGAAAUACCCUACCUUCUUUCCAUCGCCUCCAGAGGAACUCAAAUCUAGAGAUGAAGCAGCAUGGUAUUUUUAUCUGGCGGAAAUUGCUUUGCGAAGAUUGGAGAACCGCAUUCUGAGCUAUCUUUACCAACCUCACGAUGUUAUCGCAAAAUCUAACCUGGAAUCUGUGAUCCUCGACUUUGAGGAGCAAGCAGACGGUUGGUAA